Uranotaenia lowii is the source of this 2829-nucleotide messenger RNA. It is a transcript of the gene Gcn5, whose product is annotated as histone acetyltransferase KAT2A. Gene Ontology annotation, molecular function: protein binding; histone H3 acetyltransferase activity. The transcript has 7 exons. Bases 100 to 2406 code for a protein of 768 amino acids. The record is from RefSeq and is a predicted model, not a curated record. NCBI's taxonomy places the organism in Eukaryota, Metazoa, Arthropoda, Insecta, Diptera, Culicidae. Gene Ontology annotation, cellular component: histone acetyltransferase complex; nucleus. Gene Ontology annotation, biological process: chromatin remodeling; positive regulation of transcription by RNA polymerase II.
UCAAUCAAAAUCAAAACAGUUUUUUGGCGUCCUUCGGUAAAAUAAAAUCAACUUUUUAGCCCAAAAACCUUUAAAUCCGCUAAAGUUUGACUGUAAACCAUGAACGAUUCUGUGAAGCAAUCAAUUGAAAUCAAAAUUGAGAAGCAGGAUGACCACCGGUCUGCUCACCAUCAUCCUUCGUCUACGUCGCCAGCAGCUGGAGGAGGUUCCCAGGAAGCUACUCGUCAGGACAGCAUUGAGAGAAUUUUGCAGCGAAAGCAAAAGGUAUACCAGCUACCGCGUAACCAGAAGCUAACCAAGUUGUCGAUGUACUCGGCCUGUCAAGGGACCGAAUGUCGCUGUACUGGAUGGAAAACCCCGGAAGAAAACCGCCACAAAGAUGUGGAGGUUGACUAUUGUCCAAACUUCAAAGAGGAAUGUCGCAAUCCGAACUGCAAACACAGUCUAGAAGCGCACAUCUCCCACCUUGGAGAAAUUAAUGAUGACCAAAUCAACGAACUUUUGGGGGCGAUCGUGGAUGUGGAGAAUUUGUACAUGAGUAUGCUACGAGAAACUGAUACGGACACAAAGAAGGUUUAUGCGUAUUUAUUCCGGCUGCUGAGACAAUGUAUCCUUACGAGAUCCCAAGCUGUCAUUCGUGGUCCUUUGGGAGAUCCCCCGUUUGAGCAUCCUUCAAUUUCGAAAGCGGUGACCAAUUUUGUCCUGCAUAAAUACAGUCAUCUGAACCCUGGAGAAUUGGAAACGAUGACAGAGGUGGCAAAAACAUUUUUGCAUUGUUUAAAUCACUGGAACUUCGAAGCUCCAAGCGCUAGAAAAGAUCUAAGCCACGAAGAUGCGUCCAAUUACAAAAUAAACUAUACAAGAUGGCUGGUAUUUUGUCACGUGCCGGCUUUUUGUAGCUCGUUACGACAUUUUGAAACUUCUAUCGUUUUCGGACGGAAUCUCUUGAAAGCGGUCUAUCAGUACGUAUAUCAGCAGUUGCUCACCAAAUGUAAAACGGAAAGGGAUCGUAUGCCUCCAGAGAAACGCAACAUGCUGGCUCAACUACCGAAAUUUCUGGAAGCUCUCAAGCACGAAGUGCUCAACGAUGAUUCACAGAUCUGGGAUCCAAAUUUUAAACCCACAGCAUCGAUAAUGUUGCAAAAAUCAAAACGACAACAUGAAGCCGCAGUGUCAUCUAGCAGCAAAAAGUCAAGCGAUCCCAAACGUUUCAAAAAAGAUCCAGAAUGUGAGGAUUUGCCCGAUGAAGUAGUUGUCAGAGCGUUGAAAAGAAUCAAUGAUUCCAACUAUACGAGCCGUACGGAUGUCGUUUUUCCACCAUUGCAAGCACCGAGAGACGAGGCCGCCAAGGCUGAGGAAAGUCGCCGCGAGAUAGAAUUCCACGUUGUUGGCAAUUCGCUAACCAAGCCAGUUACCAAAGAAUCGAUGCUGUGGCUGUUGGGGUUGCACAGCGUUUUUGCUCAUCAGCUGCCGGGAAUGCCACGGGAAUACAUCAGUCAAUUGGUCUUUGAUCCUAAACACAAAACUCUAGCUCUGGUCAAGGAUGGUCGUCCAAUCGGAGGAAUUUGUUUCCGAACCUUUGCAACCCAAGGUUUUACGGAAAUUGUAUUUUGUGCCGUCACAAGCAGUGAGCAGGUGAAGGGCUAUGGUACUCAUCUGAUGAAUCACCUAAAAGACUACAGCACUCAACGGGGAAUCAAACAUUUCCUGACCUACGCUGAUGAGUUCGCCAUCGGGUACUUCAAGAAGCAAGGUUUCUCUAAAGAUAUCAAAGUAUCCCGACAUGUGUAUGCAGGCUACAUCAAGGAAUACGAAGGCGCUACUCUUAUGCACUGUGAAUUGCAUCCCAGCUUAAUUUACACCCACUUUAGCUCAGUUAUCAGGAAACAGAAAGAAAUCCUGAAAGAGUUGAUCGCUCAACGUCAACAGGAAGUUCAGAAAGUUCAUCCCGGAUUGACCUGCUUCAAAGAAGGGUUGCGAAGCAUCCCGAUAGAAUCAAUUCCAGGACUUCGAGAGGUUGGUUGGAGGCCACAAUUUCGCACGCAACGCACUUCACGCCCCCUCGAAGAAUCUGCCGACCCGGAUAAGCUGGCCAAUUCGUUGAGUGGUGUACUUCAAUCUGUUCGUCAGCAUUCAUCAGCUUGGCCCUUCCUGAAACCGGUCAAUCCGGCCGAAGUACCCGACUAUUACGACCACAUUAAAUAUCCGAUGGAUUUGAAAACUAUGGGAGAGCGAUUGAAGAACAAGUAUUACGUAUCGCGUCGCCUCUUCAUGGCCGAUAUGGCGCGCAUAUUCACAAAUUGUCGGUUAUAUAACUCACCGGAGACGGAAUACUUUCGCUGUGCCAACACUCUCGAGCGCUAUUUCCAAACCAAGAUGAAAGAGAUAGGCCUGUGGGAUAAAUGAUGUCUGCCUUUCAAGGCAGAAGAACUGGGGAGAAGUUCAGAUCCUGAUGACGACGAUGAUGCUAACAAUGGCGGUAACGGUACGGAUGACGUAAUGGGAAAAGGCAAUGGCAAACGGCACCACAUGGAUUCCACUCAACACACCCAUCGUAAAACGACUUACGGCUCAAAAACUCGGGCGAUCCCUGCAGGUUUCGUGGAGUCAACUGGUGUUGUCCCGGUAGGAGAACAAGUGGAUAAGAUUGACGUCUUGCUGAAUGAUAAAUUGCACAAUAUGGUAAAUUUAUAGGUAAACCAUCUAUAAGUUACAAAACAAAUGGAUAACAAUUAUUAAAAAGUGGUGUUUAAUCAAACAUUUAUCCAGAAUAUUAAAUCAAUUUAGGUGUUAAUUAUGAUGCUCUGAAUAAAUCAUAUCUCCAUCGAA